UGAUUGCACAGCGCCCUGUAUUAGCAUUUAUGACUCGUCCCACAGCAGCCAACUUCUGUUUUGGUCUCUGAGUUGUAGAGAGCAGUCGCGGGCAGAGCACGAAGCUGACGUGGUUUCCUCCUCGCGCUCCUUUUUAAUGUCUUCAGUCUGGUUCAAGAAGCAUUUUCUGAAAAGCGGAUCCUCAACAAACCCAGGGAACACCGAGUCCCUCGGGCGGGGGGCGGAGCAGCAGCUGCCAGCUGCCUCCCUGUACAGGCGGCCCAAGUUCCUGCGCGGAGUCUGCUCCGGGGAGAGGCUUCCGGGCAGGCGGCCUAUUUACUGCCCCCCUCGGGACAGGCCGCUGCAGUGGGGGACGGGCUACGCGGAAGUCAUCAAUGCAGAGAAAUCGGAGUUCAAUGAGGACCAGGCGACAUGCUGUCAGAUAUCUGUCAGGAGGAGGGACAUAGGCACUGAGGAGGAGCAGGACUGGUUGAUUCUUUGCUCCAAUCAGUAUCUGAUUGGUUAUUACUGGGCCCUGUUUGAUGGCCACGGUGGCCCAGAUGCAGCAAUAAUCGCCUCCAACUACUUGCAUUACUGCAUCAAGCAGAAGUUGGAGGAGGUGGUGGAAGGCAUCACUGAAGCUCAGCCCCCCAUGCAUCUGAGUGGCUGCUGCAUUUGUCCCAGCGACCCCCAGUUCGUGGAGGAAAAGCAAAUCCAGCAGGAAGAUGUGGUCAUUGGAGCACUGGAGAACGCCUUCCAGGAAUGUGAUGAAGUGAUUGGUCAAGAGAUGGAAGCUACCAAUCAGUCAGGCGGCUGCACUGCUCUGGCUGCCCUCUACCUACAGGGAAAGCUCUAUGUGGCUAAUGCUGGGGACAGCAGGGCAAUCCUUGUUCAGAAACAGAGCGUCGUGCCCCUGAGCAGUGAGUUCACCCCAGAGACAGAGCGGCAGCGAAUCCAGCAGCUGGCCUUUCUCUGCCCCAAGCUCCUGGCAGACGAGUUCACCCGGUUUGAGUUUCCUAGGAGACUGAAAGGCAAUGACGUAGGCCAGAAGAUCCUGUACCGGGAUUACUCCAUGGCUGGCUGGUAUAUGGCCAGGAAGCCCAGUCUUGGUGCACCAGCAGGAUGCAGAUGGGGAUACAAGACAGUGGAGAAAGCUGACCUCAAGUACCCUCUUAUCCAUGGCCAUGGGAAGCAGACGCGCUUGCUGGGGACCCUGGCUGUGUCGCGAGGGCUGGGGGAUCAUCAGCUGAAAGUUAUUGACACAGACAUUGAAGUUAAGCCAUUCCUCUCCUGCAUCCCCCAGGUGAAAGUGUUUGACUUUGCUUCACGUAACAUUAAAGAUGAUGAUGUCCUUGUCCUGGCAACUGAUGGCCUUUGGGACAUUCUGUCCAAUGAAGAGGUGGCUCAGUCUGUCAGGAGCUUUCUUGACGAAAACAGAACAGACCCAUACAGGUUUUCAGAACUAGCCAGGUACCUCGUGCACACAGCAAGGGGGAAGAAGAAUGGCCAUCACUGGAUUUUGGAUGACAACAGCCCAGCAUCCUACGAUGAUAUCUCUGUGUUUGUGAUCCCACUAUACAACAGAGAUGAGGACUGUUAGUGUUGCGAGAUAUGAGAGAGAGAGAUUCAUAUAUCCAUGUAAUGUUAUAGGUCUUUGAGGCCUGGUAUUAAUGACACGUGCUUGACAGGAAUGCAUGCAUUUCAAGUUAGCAACCGAAGCAAGGUGAAGGUCUAUUAGAACUCUAUGCAAAAACAAUCUUAUGUUCCAAGAAAAAUACGGAAAGUCAUCAAAAAAAAACAAAACAACAGAUAUAAAAUUGUAUAAGAAGUGGAGGAAAUUCAAACGCCUUGAAUUAUGGCAGCCUGCCCAAGAUUCUCUUUGGAAUUGUGCGGGUAGAAGGCUUAGUAAACAAAGGCAAAGAACAAUGACACAACAGAAUGGACUAUAAGUGGAUUUCUGCAGAUCAGAGUAAUUUAUUGAUCCAGAGAGUUCAGUAUGGAUAGAGAUGUGGUUUUGCCAGCUCCCCGCAUCUUAUGAUUUUAUCCUGACGGACGGAAACUUGACUAACGCUUGGGCCCAUUCUGACCUUUGCUCUCUGGUAUAGUAUGUUUGGGGUGUGAAUGUGGAGUGAGUAAAGAUUUGUUUUGUAAUCAAAGAGCAUUAUAUACCAACUCUGUGUCUGGUAUCUGCUUGCUCCCCAUCCUGUAGGGAGACUUCUGUUGCGGGUCUAACAUUAGCAUCAUACAGAAGCUCUACAACUCUUGCAUAAUAGGGUUUUAUGAGUUAGUAGCACUAAAGGAGACAGGUGUACUUCAAAGAACACUGUAUGCACACUUACUAGGCAGAGGAAGAGUUACUGUAUAAACCAGGUACUGGAACUGUGCCAGCUUGAGGGGAAGAGAACUUUCCUUUUGCUCUCCCCACUGCCAAAACAAAACUGAUACUGGCCCAACUCUACCAUUUCUGGCACUCUACUUCUGUUACACAUCCCCUCAUUCCCUUCCAACCUCACGAGAAUGGACAAGGUCUGAGGGGUAGUACUGGAUAUCCAAGAACAUCAAUUGUCCUUUUCUGAGGCUAACCCAAUGUAUGAUUUAACUACACCACAGCAGGGUCAAGCUAAAAUGGGGAUUGGCUCACUGAGAAACACCAAUGAACAGGGUGAUAAUUACCACAGCCUUUGAAAGAAGUUAGAAACAGUUAAAAACUUGCCCUUAAGAUGAAUCAUUGAAAAAUAGUAAGACAUCUCCAAAGGAGAAACAACCAGCUUAUGGUGCCACCAAUUUCUUGACUGUACCUGUAUUUAACCCUUUCCAGAGAAGCCAGUCAGUUACUAGAGUUGCUUUUGUUCUUUAAUUCACAUGGAUUCUUUCUUUUAAGCACAGUUCUCACAGCUUGUCUACAGUUGAAACACUACAGCUGGGCCACUAGUGCUUCAGAGUAGAAUCUCCCCCCCUUGGCACAGGAUGGGUAGAGAACUCGUAACUUUUAUUUCUGUAAAUCGGAGGCUCAAGCAGACUACAGCAGCUGAGUGUUUUUUUGUGAAGGUUUGUAUACAUUACAGUCCCUCAUAGAAUGCAGCAGUUGGCUAGAGCCACGUUCAUGCCUCAUGUAUCAGGCAUUGCUGGAGUUUGGGAUUUACAGUUCACUGGAAGAGCAGGGGAAGCUGCUGGGAAGGACUGUAGUGCUAAGUGUGGGAACUAUGCAUAUCUGAGGCAUCCAAGUGCUGAAGCAACAGCAUCAAGGUCCUUCAUAUCCGUAGAGUGCCUCCACAGCCAAUGCCAUUUUAAAUAGAAGAUGCUGUUUGGUAAAGGAGCCCUGAAUAAUCCAAUACAACAAAAUAAACUUCAAAGAUGUACAAGAAGCUCCUUGUAUAAAAAGACAUACAUUCUUCAUGUAUAUAAGACAAUUUGAAUGGUAUAUUUUGCAAUUUAAUGUACAUAAUUGCUAUAAUAAAAAUUAUCUAUAUGCAAGUCCAUAACACUUGCUUAAAACAAAGAGCAUUGUUCAUGAAACCCAGGCCUGUAUAACCUCAGGGCCUUGAGCUUUCAUCAGAUGCAAGUGGCUCAGCUGGUUCACUUAAUGCAUAGAUUGAAAAACCUCAAGAGAAGAGUCAGGCUGCUUGAAGUAGAGCUGAUGAUUGAAGUGGUGGUAUGUUGUCACUGAAUCAAUGCAGAGACCAAUUCCCCAGGAUGGUGGGAAGACAGACUAUGGUGCUGAAAGUACUAUCUUUCAGAGGUGACAAAACUGCUUUUGUAGGCUCUACAUCUAGGAUUCAGCUCAGAUUUGGGCAACUAUUUGUCUUGCUGAAUUCCCUGAGCUCUUUUAGGAUUAUCUAGCCUAAAUGUCUGCAUACUCUUAAAUAAAUGGUGCAUUUCACAACCGCAA
Molecule: messenger RNA, 3868 nt
Organism: Mauremys reevesii (Reeves's turtle)
Lineage: Eukaryota; Metazoa; Chordata; Testudines; Geoemydidae
Gene: PPM1M
Product: protein phosphatase, Mg2+/Mn2+ dependent 1M
Exons: 11
Coding region: 137-1579 (480 amino acids)
Biological process (GO): protein dephosphorylation
Molecular function (GO): protein serine/threonine phosphatase activity
Source: RefSeq, a predicted model, not a curated record